CCCCGCCAACCGCGAUGGUUACGCGACAGUUUGCGAAUGGCUGCGGUAUCGAAAAGUACCAGCUGGGUUGAUUACUGCUUCAAAAUCAUCAUCAUUGGCGAUUACAGAGUUGGAAAAACGUCUCUGCUAUGCAAGUACACUGGUCGUGAAUAUCGCACACCAAGUUCCACCAUUAGCGUGGAUUUUCGCGUGAAAACUCUACAGAGAAACGAGAGAAGAAUCAAACUUCAAAUAUGGGAUAUUGCCGGACAGGAGCGAUUUCGUACCGCAGUAGCUGGUUAUUAUCGGGGAGCCUUGGGUGUCAUCCUGGUGUAUGAUGUCACAAAUAGACAGUCUUUUCAGAAUAUUGGAUACUGGCAUGAAGAAAUGAGGAAAUUCUGUGAAACACAUGCUAAAGGAAUCCUUAUAGGUAACAGAUGUCACUUGUCACAUUUAAGAGAAGUACAACCAGAGGAAGGGAAAAAUCUUGCAGAACACCUUCAGAUGCCUUUCUAUGAAACUAGUACAGAGAAAAACAUCAAUAUAAAUGAAUGCUUUGAUGAGCUAGUGGAUAGUCUUCUUGAGGAAAUAGAAAGAGGGCAGCAGAUGAAAGAGUUAAAUACGCUACUGCUUCCAGCAAGUGGUCAAGAAGACAGGGCUGUAGAGGCAUGUUCAUGUAAAUUGCUGUGACUGAAUAAUUAUGAAGAUUGUACAUAAUUAUUUUUGUAUUUGGUUAAGGAAAUUUAAGGGUUAACAGUCAAGGAAUAUAAUGUACUAGUAAUUAUCUAACAUAAAUAAUUGUGUUAAUAGUCUCGGUGUAAUGCUCAGUACAGGGCUCUGUAUUGACUCCUCAGCAGGAUCUCUGUAUAUUCUAUCCAAACAUGGUUUCAAUAUUAGAAAGAUAAUCCGAGGGCUCCCAGGGACAAUUGCUUAAAUUGUCCAGCAAGUACAAGGGUCAAUCAUUUCUUCAAUUCAUUUCUCAACUGCACUUCAUAAAAACAUUUCUUUCAUUCAUCAUUCCUUUGUUUCACGGGAACAUAUUAGUCCAACAAACUGAUCUGCUCUCAACUGCGUGGUUUCAUAGCUCAGUUGGUAAGAGCACUGCACUAGCAUCGCAGAGGUCAUGGGUUUGAAUCCCAUUGAAGUCACUUUAAUUUUUCAGGUAAAUACACAGAACAAUUGCUUAAAUUGUCCAGCAAGUGUGGGGAUCAAUCAUUUCUGCAAUUCAUUUCUCAACUGCACUUCACAAAAACAUUUCUUUCAUUCAUCAUUCCUUUCAUGGGAAAACAUGGGUCCAACAAACUGACCUGCUCUUGACUAGUAAGUUAAGUUUUUAUUUAACGAGAGAAACACAAAAUAGUAUGUACAUAGUAAUAGACUACUGGCCCUCUUACAGGAUAAUAAAUAUACUAGAAUUAAGAUUUGCAGGGAUUAAAGUUACUAAA
Messenger RNA from Orbicella faveolata, 1424 nucleotides. RefSeq names its product ras-related protein Rab-3A-like. The record is from RefSeq and is a predicted model, not a curated record. NCBI's taxonomy places the organism in Eukaryota, Metazoa, Cnidaria, Anthozoa, Scleractinia, Merulinidae. Gene Ontology annotation, molecular function: GTP binding; GTPase activity.